Messenger RNA from Paracoccidioides brasiliensis Pb18, 606 nucleotides. Its product is annotated as 40S ribosomal protein S7. Gene Ontology annotation, biological process: ribosomal small subunit biogenesis; rRNA processing; translation. The transcript is spliced from 3 exons. The record is from RefSeq and is a predicted model, not a curated record. Gene Ontology annotation, cellular component: ribosome; small-subunit processome; 90S preribosome. Gene Ontology annotation, molecular function: structural constituent of ribosome. The coding region runs from base 1 to 606 and encodes 201 amino acids.
AUGGCUGCUCUCAACAAGAUCGCGGCCAACAGCCCUUCGCGGCAGCAUCCCUCCGAGCUCGAGACUGCUAUCGCCGGUGCUCUCUCGGACCUGGAGGCCAACACCCCAGAUUUGAAGGCUGCCCUCAGACCUUUGCAGUUUGUCUCUGCCCGUGAGAUCGAAGUUGGCCACGGAAAGAAGGCAAUCGUCAUCUUCGUCCCAGUCCCUCUCCUCCAAGGCUUCCACAAGAUCCAGCAACGCCUUACCCGUGAACUUGAGAAGAAAUUCUCCGACCGCCACGUCCUGAUCAUCGCCUCCCGCCGCAUCCUGCCCCGCCCCAAGCGCUCCUCCCGCUCGCGCACCUCCCAGAAACAGAAGCGCCCCCGCUCCCGCACUCUCACCGCCGUCCACGAUGCCAUCCUCACUGACAUCGUCUACCCUGUCGAGAUUGUUGGCAAGCGCCUGCGAACAAAGGAGGACGGCAGCAAGCUUCUCAAGGUCAUCCUGCACGAGAAGGAGCGUGGUGGUGUCGACCACCGCCUUGAUGCAUAUGGCGAGGUUUACCGGAGAUUGACGGGCCGUGGUGUUCGGUUCGAGUUCCCCCAGAGCAGUGCUACAGAGUUUUAG